This is a messenger RNA of Oppiella nova, 461 nucleotides long. Lineage: Eukaryota; Metazoa; Arthropoda; Arachnida; Sarcoptiformes; Oppiidae. The record is from the annotation of a GenBank genome assembly.
CAAAGACAUUGACCAUUGGAUUGAAUGCGCGAUCGUUUCAAAGCACUUCAUAUAAGUGUCAAUCAGUUGAUGGAAAACAAAGCCUACUUAUGGUCAAUGAAACCAAUGGUGUCCGAGAAGUGACUCUCAAUAAUCCCAAAAAGAGGAAUGUGUUGUCGCUAUCAAUGAUAGAAAGUCUGCGGGAAGUAAUAGCCGACAAUCCGUCACUUCGAUGUGUUGUCAUUAGCUCUAAUGGAUCCGUCUUCUCGUCGGGACACGAUCUCAAAGAACUGUCUGCGGGAACCGACAAUCCGUCACUUCGAUGUGUUGUCAUUAGCUCUAAUGGAUCCGUCUUCUCGUCGGGACACGAUCUCAAAGAACUGCGGUUCCCGGCCGAUAGAGUGAAGACAUACCAGUUCUUUGAGAUCGUGUCCCGACGAGAAGACGGAUCCAUUAGAGCUAAUGACAACACAUCGAAGUGA